Mucor mucedo is the source of this 932-nucleotide messenger RNA. RefSeq lists its product as uncharacterized. Lineage: Eukaryota; Fungi; Mucoromycota; Mucoromycetes; Mucorales; Mucoraceae. The transcript is spliced from 2 exons. Bases 138 to 899 code for a protein of 253 amino acids. The record is from RefSeq and is a predicted model, not a curated record.
CUUUAAUACACCUUUUGACGGAGCUUGUACACCGAUACCCUCAUCACGAACAAUCAUCGUUUCUUAAAAAGGCCUUGCAUAGUUUAGAACAUGAAGAAGAAGAAGAAGAUGGUAACAAAGCGCAUCCCCAUUAUCAUAUGCUGAUGAACUUAUCAUUUAUACUAGAUUUUUUUCAGGAUGCAUCAGAUAUUGCAGAGUUUGAAUUACAGGAAAACUUUUUAAAUCAUAUUGAAGCAGAUCAAUUAAGACGACAAGACAUUUAUUCACCACCAUCAACACCGGCUUCUGCACAGACCAAAGCGGCGUACAAUCAUCGACAUCACAGUGUAUCUAGUCACACAGAGUAUCCAAUCACACCCAUCACAUCACCUGGACAAAAUGCAAUGACGGGACAAUGGGUGUCUACCCAGUUACAAGAACAAAAUGCCUAUGCUCAUCCUAUGGAUUUCUUACAACAUGGAGACGGUGUAUCGCAGGCCGAUACCCUUGAUCGAGAAGUUGCAGCAGCCACAGCCAAUUUAACCUUGUCCUCACCCCGCCAAUCUCCGUAUUACAUCAAAAAGAAGCACUCACAUACAUCCAGUGUCUCUAAAAAGAGUGUCUCCAAAAAGGACAGUCAUCGUGCGUUAGAGAGAUUACAGACAGAAGUGACGGCUUUAACAGAGCAGAUUGAUCGAAUGAGACGACAACAAAAGGAUGAAACGACCUUUACUAAAGUGGUCAAGGUGUUGUUAAAACAUUUAAUGGCAGAUUCGGCUAUUUUUCUGAUAGCAUUUUAUAUCCUGUGGAAAAGAAAGUCACCUUUGGCCUACUCAUUGAUAAAUGCUAUCAUGCCCUUCUUACAAGAUAUCAUUCGUAGCAUCAUACGUAAAGUCGUCUUUUGGAAAAUCACUGUUUAAAUUUUCAUGCAAAUAAAAAUCCCCUUACCUCCA